AUGUGCGGAUCACACACGAAAUCGAGACGACAUUCUGACAGCUCAGUUGGUGAGUUGCUUGAUGCUCAUACUCAUACUCGUGCUUGUCGGCAGGCUGUGUUGUCUGGCGUGCUGGAGAUACCCUGUGAGUCACGUCUGCAGGUUCCGUACUGCGGUACGCUGCCAAUGCCCUCCCGCUCCCCAAUGGGCUGGGCGCUGUCUGAACCUGUAGAUCCCAGCUCGUUGGAGGAUCUCAGUACAGCAGGCGGAGAACAGCUGGCUCGUCUUCCGAGGAGUCACAUGAUGUUUGCGGGGGCUUCUCGUGGUUCGGCCGUCAACCUGCCUCGGCGAUCUGAAGCACGGAGACCAUUGCCUUCACCGCUGAACCAAAUGCCUCACAGACUUCGUGGCCCGCGGCGUCCAGCCUUUUUCGCUUCGAGCUACUCCGGACCUCCAGUGGCUCCUCAGGGUGACGGGGCAUGUACCAGUGACCGCAGCUGCAGCCCAGCAAGCUCUAGCCGCCUGCAAGAUGUAGAGGUCGAAGAAGAGCGUAGCGGGAAUGACAGGAGUGUGGCUCCGUCAGUGCCUAGCCGACAGAGUCGUUCGCGUCCCGGACCUUCUACCCCACAGCCACUGGGUGAUGCCCAUGACCGAAUCUAUGACAGAGCGCGGUCCGUACCUUUACAUGACCGAAAUCAGCGGGUGGCUCUUGUCAUCUAUGACCAGGUGUCGCCGCCAAGUACUGUUCCACAGGCUGCGGACAUGUGGACCAACGAAGCCCCUGUAACACCACGCGGCCACGAGGUCGAGGGCACUGAGGAGUUGGAAAGGCAUGUAUCUCAUCGGUCCGUGUCGGAGCUUUCAUCGCCUUGGCAAGUGGCAGAGGAGCUGGGCCAGUCGGGCGGUAUGGUUCCUCCAAGAUACCUCUUGGUGCGAUUAGGCGAGUGCAUCCCUGCCGAGACGGGCGCAGCGCCUGUCCAUCGCUCCAGGCUGGACUGUGGCCCACAGUGGAGAGACUUCCUGAACUUCACAGAGGCGUCCAACCCUGAUGGAGUUGCUCUUGAGGAAGUAUUGACGUGUCCGUGCUGUUUGAGCAUUUUCCGCCAGCCCAUUGCGCUUCCUUGUGGACACAAUCUGUGUCGUGGAUGCUACAUCCAGGUCUUCUCACAGCCCGCCUCUUCUCGCAGAUGCCCCCUCUGCCGCACGGACCUGCCCCGAUUUGAGCUCCGAGUCAAUGUGGCACUGGCCGCUGUUUCGGAUUCACUUCGUGCUUUCCAAACCAUUCGCAGGCCGCAUCCACGGCCAAAUGCAGGUGAUCGUGGUGCAGACGAGCCAGAAGAAACAUCGUGUGUGUUUUAG
Molecule: messenger RNA, 1338 nt
Organism: Symbiodinium natans
Lineage: Eukaryota; Dinophyceae; Suessiales; Symbiodiniaceae
Source: the annotation of a GenBank genome assembly